AUGGUCGACUAUCUCAUUGCACUUCAUCAACAAGUGCCUCCAGACAAGCAACAGGUCACCCGCACAGAACCCACCCUUUCGUCGACCGCGGAACCCAGCGAGAACCUGAUGAGAACCACCUUUAAAAACCCACGACGAGAACCUCCGAGAAUAGGGCAGAACCACCCCACCGCCUCACUGCAUCACCGCUACAUUCCCAUCGCAUCAUAUAUUCAUUUUAUCAUCACAUCACCAUUCAAACCACCGCCACAUCACCAUCAGACCACCGUCACAUCACCAUCAACCUACCACCACAUCACCAUCAGACCACCGUCACCUCACCACCAAACUACCAUCACAUCAUCAUCAACCUACCACCACAUCACCAUCAACCCACCACAUUACCAUCAACCUACCAUCACAUCUCACCAUCACAUCACCAUCAACCUACCACCACAUCACCAUCAGACCACCGUCACAUCACCAUCAAACCAUCACCACAUCACCAUCAACCCACCGUCACAUCACCAUCAACCCACCACCACAUCACCAUUAGACCACCGUCACCUCACCAUCAACCUACCACCACAUCACCAUCAACCUACCACCACAUCACCAUCCACCCACCAUCACAUCUCACAAUAA
Molecule: messenger RNA, 624 nt
Organism: Penaeus chinensis
Lineage: Eukaryota; Metazoa; Arthropoda; Malacostraca; Decapoda; Penaeidae
Product: histidine-rich glycoprotein-like
Exons: 3
Coding region: 1-624 (207 amino acids)
Source: RefSeq, a predicted model, not a curated record